CUAAGGAAGAGGAGAAAUGCUGCUAUUAUCGGGAAAAAAUUUCGAUGGCCCAAUGCUGUCGUACCAUAUGAGUUCAAGGACAACAACACUGAAUGGAAAAAACUCAUUUGGAGAGGUAUGAAGCAAUGGCAACGAGAAACUUGCAUUCGAUUUGUUGAGAGAACGAACGAAACGGAUUAUGCAGUUUUCUUCAAAGGUGGAGGGUGUUACUCGAGCGUUGGGCGAACUGGAGGACGUCAGUACAUUUCAAUUGGAUGGGGCUGCGAAUCGGGUAACUUCGAAAAACGAAGCGAUAUUAUGGACUCAGAAAUUCCUUACGAUUUCGGAUCUGUCAUGCACUAUGCUCCUCAGGCAUUCACAAAAAAUUGGAAGUUAGUCACAGUCGAAACAAAGGAUCAUCGGUUUCAACAUACAAUUGGACAACGUGGUGACGUCUCAUUUACUGAUGUGAAGCAUGCUAACAGCUUAUACUGCAGACGUGAGUUCUAUAUAACCAUCAAUAUCCAUGAAGCAACUCACUGUCACAGUACAACACGCAGCCCAAAAAAGAACAAAAAAUUUCGGGGAAGGAUAAUGUCUGUCGUACGAAAUUAUGGUGUGAAAAUGGGGGCUAUGAAGAUCCUCGAGACUGCACCAGAUGUAAAUGCCCGUCCGGGCUUGGUGGAGCUCGUUGCGAACGAGUUGCUGAUUCCACACGCACCACCAGGUGGUCGCAUCAGCUUCGAAACAGUAUCCACCAAUUUUGUCUGUGACUCGUCAUGUUCCGAAAAUUAUUUGGAGAUUAAGCACGCGAAAAAAUUGGAACAGACUGGAUUUCGGCAGUGCUGCAAUCCUGCUGCUGGCAGAACAGUUUCGGAUGGGAAUCAAGUGAUUGUGUCCAGCGUUUCAAAAACUGCUCCGUCAAAUUUUACCCUACGAUAUAUCUUAGAUUCUGAAUCCAUUCCACCUCCUCCAUCGGCUGCUUGGAAAGGGGAUGACGGUCUAACCGGCCUUUUUGGAGCCAACGAAGUGGGCAUUGACAACACAUUCGAAUCGAUCAUACUGAAGAAACUUCCUCAAGUGCUCGGGAGAAGCCGCGGAGGCCCAAAUGUUGCGUCAUUGUUUGGACUACUUGACACGUUCCUGCCCAAAGGAUAA
Messenger RNA from Ostertagia ostertagi, 1137 nucleotides. The record is from the annotation of a GenBank genome assembly. NCBI's taxonomy places the organism in Eukaryota, Metazoa, Nematoda, Chromadorea, Rhabditida, Trichostrongylidae.